AUGGCAACGCCUGCUUGGCUCAAGACCAUGGUCGACUCCUCGCAUUACGAGUGUCCGACCCCAAAGCUACCCAACACCUCCAGCUGGACUUGGUUCUGCUGCGUCUGCAGACACGCCAACCAGAAGCCCGACGAGUCGCGCGACUACUCCACGUGCAUCAAGUGCUCGCACGAACGCUGCCGCAGCUGCUCCAUCCGCUGGCGCAUCCGCACUAUCGAGGAGGAGUGGACGUCACGUGCGGCCGAACACACCAUGAAGUACGCCAGCCGCCUGAUCACGCGGGAGGAGUACUACGACCUGAAGAGUGGCGACGAGGAGUAUGCGAAGCAGACCGGCUUGGAGACGGCUUGGAUGUGGGCGGAGCGUCGGAAGAGGGAGGGCAAGUGGGGCCAGGGACGUACCAACGGCGAGAGCGAGAGGAGCGAUAUGAGUGAAGUCGGCGAGAAGAGUGUCGUCUCCGUCUCGGAGGAUGGCAGCGUUGGUGCGGAGCGCGAGGGUGGUUACGAUGGAUAA
Drepanopeziza brunnea f. sp. 'multigermtubi' MB_m1 is the source of this 513-nucleotide messenger RNA. RefSeq lists its product as uncharacterized. The record is from RefSeq and is a predicted model, not a curated record. NCBI's taxonomy places the organism in Eukaryota, Fungi, Ascomycota, Leotiomycetes, Helotiales, Drepanopezizaceae.